UCAGGCCUUUAGACACUUGCUGUAGCUAUAAGAGGACACAGGCAUAAUUCCUUAGUCAGCAGUAUGAACUGAACUUACUUCCUAUUUCUCUUGUGCCUUUUGAGUUAUUGCUUUUUUAUCCGCGUUGCAGUUUGACUCGACUUUUUGUUUGAUCUAAUAAGGCAUUCAGUCAAUCUUGAUGGGUCAAUGUGAAAGGGCGGCCGUUUCUAAAAAAGCACAUUACGGACAUAAAGCAAUGAGAGAGAGUCUGACGGCUUCACACACGCAGUAAACAGACUAAAGUGAAGAUGGAAACUUUCGAAACCACAAGGCACUCUUAAGCCUUUGACACUGAGAUGCUGUUAAUCUGAUUCAGAGAGUUGAACCAAAGAUCUGUUCGCAGACUUUCUUCAGACAACGCACUCAACACUUGGCCUUUCUAAAACCUACAAGGGAAAAAAACAAUUCUUGAAAUCUGCCGAGAGCUGACAGUGUGAAGGCAACAACUUGAGAGUCUAUCCAACUAACAAAUGACAGAAAACGAUGUCUUUCAUAGCUACACUGAAACCACCAUGCAAUCACGUUCCCUCAAGCCAUUAAUUUAACAGUACAGAACUGGCACUUUAAUCUUUCUAAAGAUGACGGAAAACCUAUACGAGACCAGUCAGUUUACCAACCACACCAACGGGACUUAUUUGUUCCAGCACAGCCCAAGCGCACUGGGUGGACCUCACUAUGGUGUACCAAACGUGAGCUCGAUCCAAUCAUCUCCAAUGUCUCCUCGACUCAACCACGAGCAGCUAACAUCUCCUGGCACUCCAGGACAUGAACUUUCUCCAAUGCUUGAGAUGCCAAACAGCGGCGGGACUUGGGAAUAUAAUCAGUUUGGACGGACAUCAUCAUGGGGAUCUUCUUCUCACGAAGAACUGCCUGAAACCUCUCGAAUCUAUCCGUUCAAUAUCACGUCUCAAAACAACACUUCACUGAGUUGCAAGGACAACGGCAGUGCUUCUCAUCAUCAAAUGCUGGACUCGUUCUCAAAGGCCUUUCCUACGAAAAACAUCCAACUUCAUUUUGGCGAUAGCAACAGGACUGAUGAUAAACAUUCAGAAAGUCACAUUUCAGGGGUUUUGCACUUGCCUCAGAGUCUUUCAGAUGGAUCAGACAGGCAGGCUUUGGAGUCUCCAGUUUAUAACCCAAUGGUCAUUCAAGGUCAAUGCGAUCAGGCUGGAUUCCAUCCAUCGGAAAGCCAAAACCCACUCCACAGCCUUUACCAAAACAACCAACAGUUUCACUAUGGAUACCACCAACACAAACCGAAAGUGAACAACAUGGAGCAGGUAAACAGGAGUCUCCAGAAGCCACAGAGCUCUUGGCACAGCUAUCAAAGUCAUCCGAUGUCAUACCCAAUGACUUUGAAUCAACAACAACGAGGGAUUUUUGCACAUAAAACUCAUCUGGACUCUCAUGAACCUGUUCAAUCGCCAACCUACGACCACCGUCAAGACUUCAAAGUCCCGGAGCAGCAGAUCUUCCAUUACCAAGACCAACAACAUCUUCGUUCGCUUUCCCAACCUGGCAAUCCUUACCUCGCGCAAGAUCACGUGCAAACGAUCCCCGCAAAGCACAACAACGUGUUUAGUGACGCUCAUCACUCGGCACCCAACACACCAGUGUUCUCGAGUCCCAAAGACGAUCAAUCUGGUUUCAACUUCCCACACCGAAGUGAAGACCUCUGCAGUCCGCUUUACCAAAACAAAAGCUCAGGGGUCUGUAAAACUCUUCCACAGAUGACUUUGAGGGGGGAUAUUUUUCAUCAUCUCACCACACAUGCGUCUCAGUGGUCACAGGCACCUUCACCAGAUAUUCAAGAUGAGGCCAUUUCACCUCAUUUCAGAGCAGAACCUGGGUUGUCGAGAGAAGACGGAUCUCAUCCAAAGAUGCGAUGUACCGUUUGUCACAGAGAGUUCAAAAGUCUUCCAGCUCUGAACGGUCACAUGCGCUCACAUGGAGGACUGCGGACACAACCCACAUCUCUCAAAACGAGAGAUGGGCACAUUAAUCUGUCUGAGUCUGCUCAAACCAACCCCAUCAUCUUACCUGUGUCAGUACCUGUCAAGGACUACCCAAACAAACUCACGAUCAGCCUUCUGUGCCACCAGAAAGACGAUGAACAAAGCGGUUUAAUUAAGUCCGGUACACAGUCACCCCUGCCGUCUGUACGAAACCACCCUUCCUGUGUCAAGAGAUCCAUCUUGGAUGGAGAAUGUGUACCGAAGCAGGUGAAAAAGAGGUACCGUCACUGUCUGGUCCCACUGAUGAUUCCUCCGCCCAGCGCCGGUCAGGAAUCCAGAGGUGCUGUACUCUUCCGCAGUCAGCUGAGGACGCCGAGCAGCAUGGGGGACGACGUGCCGUACACCCCUCCGCCCAUGCUCAGCCCCGUACGCCCGGGAUCAGGCCUCUUCAGUGCCAUCAGUGGAAGAGGCAAGAGCAGCAGGAUUGAAUCUGUUGCAGAUGGGGCUGGUGAUAUGGAUGACUGUGGUGAGACUGCAAGAGAGAAAGCAGUUAAUGUUACACCUCAUAUUAACGUUGGUGAGGAUUUUCAAGCAAAGAUCCCAGACAUUAAGGGUCAAACCCUCACAGAGGAAGAUACCCAUAAUGCUGUUCUUCUGUGGUCACCCUCCAAAGACCUGGAUACCCCUGAUAACCAGCAGAACGUGGACGAUCUUCUGAAAAUGGCAUGCUCUAGUGUGCUACCAGGUGGUGGAGCAAACACAGAAUAUGUCCUGCACUGUCUUUUCGAGUGCAGAGGAGAUAUUAUGAACACCCUUGAAAAGCUUCUCCUGCAAACAUUGCCGAGAAACACAUCCAGCCCCAAAACAGACUAUCAUUACGCAGGAUCAGACAGAUGGACGCUUCAGGAAAAACGGCAGCUGAACAAAGCACUUUUAAUGCAUAACAAAGACUUCUAUCUUGUCCAGAAAAUGGUCAAAACAAAGUCAGUUUCUCAGUGUGUCGAGUACUAUUACACAUGGAAAAAGCGUUUGCGCUUGGGUACGAGAGUCAGUACGGCUCUGUCUACACCUGUUCAAGACCAGCGGGGCGACUGGCCGAUAAUCAACACAGCAGAACCAAACAAAGAAGCCGACAGCAAAAUCAGGGAAGCUGAAAUAUCAGAAAACUCCAGCACCAUGUUUGUCAAUUGUGAAGUUUCAAACUCUCAGAUGAGCGAAGAAACAUGGACCCAGAACAACCUCCGGCUGCUUUGUAGCUCUCCGGCCGAAAACAGAGCAUCCUCGCUGACCCUGCCUUUGGGUUCGGCUUCUGUGAGAAGUUCUCCCUCCAACAGCACAACCAGUGGAGAUACUGAUUCAGCCGUCGUCUUUCCCUGCACAGAGUGUGGAAAGGUGUUUUUAAAGGUGAAAAGUCGAAAUGCCCACAUGAAGACACACCGACAGCAGGAGGACAUACAAUUGUGGCAUUUUCCCAGGGCUUCUGAGCAAGGUCAUGCAAUGAUGACACCUGAAUGUCCUGUUACACCAUUAAAACAACCCAUAAGCCUUCAUUCUUUAACAUGUGGCAGAACCGGGGAGGUGAAAGCAUCGAUAAAUGACAUGUGCAGUGAGUCAGUACAGGAAAUCGACUGCCCUCUGAAGACACUUCCUGUCCUACAGAGUCCACUGGACUAUAUUACAAGUUAGAAGAUGAAUGAGGAUUGUCUUUGUAAACUAUAAUUGACUCCAUGUAAAUGUAUGAAAAUGUAUGUAAAAAAUAAACGUAUGCAACGUG
Molecule: messenger RNA, 3768 nt
Organism: Labeo rohita (rohu)
Lineage: Eukaryota; Metazoa; Chordata; Actinopteri; Cypriniformes; Cyprinidae
Product: transcriptional-regulating factor 1
Exons: 16
Coding region: 618-3680 (1020 amino acids)
Biological process (GO): regulation of transcription by RNA polymerase II; negative regulation of DNA-templated transcription
Cellular component (GO): transcription regulator complex; histone deacetylase complex
Molecular function (GO): transcription corepressor activity
Source: RefSeq, a predicted model, not a curated record